Messenger RNA from Lactuca sativa (garden lettuce), 2670 nucleotides. Its product is annotated as G-type lectin S-receptor-like serine/threonine-protein kinase At4g27290. Gene Ontology annotation, biological process: recognition of pollen; protein phosphorylation. Lineage: Eukaryota; Viridiplantae; Streptophyta; Magnoliopsida; Asterales; Asteraceae. Gene Ontology annotation, molecular function: ATP binding; protein serine/threonine kinase activity. The record is from RefSeq and is a predicted model, not a curated record.
ACCAAGUAUUUGUAAUUGUCAAAAAAACGAAUCAUCAUCAUUUCAUCACCCAUCUAUCAAUAUGGCAGCCUUUUCUUUCUUCCUGUUUAUCGCCACCGUUUCAACUCUCUUCGCCACCUCAUCAUCAAGCACCAUCACUGUCAACCGCAACCUCACCGACGGCCAAACCAUCAUCUCCGACGAGGAAACCUUCAGAAUGGGAUUUUUUAGUCCCACAAACACUUCAACAAAUCGAUAUUUCGGAAUAUGGUACAACAAAAUAAGCGUCACGACAGUCGUAUGGGUAGCCAAUCGAGAAACCCCACUCAACGACACCUCCGGCGUAUUGUUUCUCAGCGAUAACGGAACUCUCACACUCCUUAAUCGCACAAAAAACGUAAUCUGGUCGUCAAACUCGUCGGAAACCGGAAAUAAUCCGGUAGCAAAACUUCUCGACACCGGAAACCUUAUGAUAAGAAACUCCGGCGAUACAAAUCCGGAUAGUUACAUAUGGCAAAGCUUCGAUUAUCCCGGAAAUACCUUUCUUCCAAGUAUGAAAUUCGGGAUUGAUUUUGUAAGAGGAAUAAACAAGAACCUCGUAGCAUGGAAAACCGAAACCGAUCCUUCAGCAGGUGAAUACACAAACGGGUUCGAUCCCGAAGGGUACCCGCAGAUUCUUCUAAGAGCAGGUUCAGAAGUGAGAUUCAAUUCUGGUCCAUGGAACGGAUUACGAUUCAGCGGGAUGCCAAAUUUGCAACAGAAUGAUAUCUACACAUUCGGAUUCGAGCUGAAUUCAAGGGAACUUUAUUACAAAUACGAGCUUGUCAACAACUUCACAAUUUCCCGAAUGAUUUUGAAUCCAAGUGGUGCGAUUCAGCGACUCAUAUGGAUCGAAAGAAGGCAAGUAUGGGAUCUUUAUUUGACUGCACAAAUGGAUAAUUGUGAUCGAUAUGGAUUGUGUGGUCCUUAUGGUGUUUGCAACAUUCGUGAGAAUCAAGCUUGUGGGUGUAUGCGAGGGUUUGUUCCGAGGUUCCCGGAUGAAUGGCAAAGAGCAGAUUGGUCAAAUGGGUGUGUGAGGAAAGCUGAGCUGGGCUGUGCCGACGGCGGCGAUGGGUUUGUGAAGAUGACCGGAGUGAAGUUGCCGGACACGAGAAAAACUCGGUAUAAUGUGAGUAUGAAUCUUGAAGAAUGUGAGAGGAUUUGUUUGAGGGAUUGUAAUUGCACAGCGUAUUCGAGUAUCGAUGUUAGAACAGGAAGUGGGUGUUUGAUUUGGUUUGAUAAGUUGAUGGAUAUUAGGGUUUAUGGUGAAAAUGGGCAAGAUGUUUUUGUGAGAAUGGCUGCUUCGGAAUUACAUAGGAAUGCUGAAGCGAAGAGGAAAGUUAGGAUUAUAGUGAUUCCGGUGCUCGUGGGAUUUGCUGUGAUACUCGGAUUUUGCCUGUUUGUUUUCUACAAGAGGAGGCAGAAGAAGAAAGGAAUAACUAAUCUUGUUCGUGAAAUCAACUUUGCUAUUGAUAACGAGAGGGAAGAUUGGGAAUUGCCGGUGUUUGGAUUCAACACAAUAGCCAAUGCAACAAACAACUUUUCAGAUGAGUGUAAGCUCGGAGAAGGUGGUUAUGGGCCUGUCUACAAGGGAACAUUGGAAGGGAUAGAAAUUGCUGUAAAGAGACACUCAAGAAAAUCAAAACAAGGACUAGACGAGUUUCAGAAUGAAGUUAAAUGUAUUGCUAAACUUCAACACCGAAACCUUGUGAGGCUUUUAGGAUGUUGCAUUGAAGAAGAUGAAAGGAUGUUGAUCUAUGAAUACAUGCCCAAUAAAAGCUUGAACUCUUUUAUUUUUGAUGAAAGAAAAAGAAAGACACUUGAUUGGUCAAAACGCUACACUAUUAUAACUGGAAUUGCAAGGGGUCUUCUGUAUCUUCAUCAAGAUUCUAGAUUAAGAAUCAUUCAUAGGGAUUUAAAAGCUAGCAACAUAUUGUUAGAUAAAGAUAUGAAUCCAAGAAUUUCAGACUUUGGUUUGGCAAGAAGUAUGGAAGGAAGUAAAACAGAAGCAAAUACAAGAAGAGUAAUGGGAACAUAUGGCUACAUGGCACCAGAGUACACCAUUGAUGGGAUUUACUCCACUAAAUCUGAUGUCUUCAGCUUUGGUGUAUUGGUGUUAGAGAUAAUAAACGGAAAGAAAAAUAGAGGAUUUCGUCAUGCAAAUCAUGAUCUUAAUCUUUUAGGACACGCAUGGAGGCUGUAUAAAAAUGGGAAGCAAUUGGAACUGAUGGAUGACACUAUUAAGGGUUCAUAUGUGCAAACACAAGUGAACAGAGCAAUUCAUAUUGGUUUACUAUGUGUUCAAAAGUAUCCUGAAGAUAGACCAGAUAUGCCUUUGGUGGUUGUUAUGUUAGGUAGUCAAAUUCCGUUACCUGAACCUAAACAACCGGGUUUUUAUACAGAAAGAAGAAGACCACAAGAAGCAGAUUGUUCAUCUAGUAAUCCUGAAUGGAGUUCAUCAAAUCACUUAUCUGUUACGUAUCUUCAACCUAGAUAGAAAUUGGUAUAAGUGAUUUCUAUGUAUAUCUAUCUAAGUUUUACACAAACAAGCUACGCAAUUAGACUUGUUACAAUUGUUUUAAAAUAAUAUUUGUAAAGAACAGCUAGAAAUUCCAUCGACGAUGAGUGUAUAUAAGAUGAUGCUUCUGUUCA